Molecule: messenger RNA, 498 nt
Organism: Phycodurus eques (leafy seadragon)
Lineage: Eukaryota; Metazoa; Chordata; Actinopteri; Syngnathiformes; Syngnathidae
Gene: ap1s3a
Product: adaptor related protein complex 1 subunit sigma 3a
Exons: 5
Coding region: 1-498 (165 amino acids)
Biological process (GO): vesicle-mediated transport; intracellular protein transport
Cellular component (GO): membrane coat; AP-1 adaptor complex; intracellular membrane-bounded organelle
Molecular function (GO): clathrin-cargo adaptor activity
Source: RefSeq, a predicted model, not a curated record
AUGUUGGAAAGGUCAUCAUUCCCGUUGAAGGCAAUGAUUCGCUUCUUGUUGCUGUUCAGCAAGCAGGGAAAGCUGCGGCUACAGAAGUGGUUCACGCCAUUAACAGAUCGGGAGAAGAAGAAGGUGAUCCGGGACAUGAUGAUGAUUGUGUUGGCCCGUAAUCCGCCUUCAUGCAACUUCCUGCAAUGGAGUGACCUCAAGAUUGUCUACAAGAGGUACGCCAGCCUAUAUUUCUGCGCUGGUCUGGAGGAGCAAGAUAAUGAGCUGUUGAGCCUCGAAGUGCUGCACAGAUAUGUUGAACUGCUGGAUAAAUACUUUGGCAAUGUGUGUGAGCUGGACAUCAUUUUCAAUUUCGAAAAGGCGUAUUUCAUCUUGGAUGAAUUCUUGAUGGGAGGAGAAAUUCUAGAAACCUCCAAAGUGUCCGUGGGUGUCUCUCUGCAGGAGGCCGACGCACUCCAAGAGACAAUGGAGGAAUAUAUGAGCAAACCUUCUUAUUGA